AGCAAAAUGACUCAACGAUUUAUGACACACGUUUCCAUCGCAAGAUUCAACUUCGAACUCUGUGCAGACCUCUACAAUCAAAUCUUCGAGAUUGGAUGGAAGGGAAGCGGACGAAGCUGGGGCCAAUUGCCCACCUGGUGGCAGCAUUUCCAACCUACAGAUGCAGAAGCCUCGCGCUACCACCCAUGGAUGAUCGAAUUCCUGAAACGUGUCUACUAUCGCCCCGACUCCCCGCCGUUCUUCUAUUACGUUGGUAAUCUGUCAUCGGGGGAGUACCUCGUGGACGAGCAUGUCAAUGGUCUAGCGGAUGCACAUGACUGCUUUCUAUAUUUGCAUCACUCGACGGGUUGGAUGUGCGGCGAUGAAUAUGGGAUUCUCUUUGAUCAGGUCGCAUGCAAAGCCACGUUUGUGGCCCAUUGUGAAGAUAACCUCGACCGAAUCAACACGGGUUACGGCUGGAAGCCGCUGGAGGAUAUCUACGGUGCAUAUCUGGCGAUGAUCACGUCCCGCAAAGUGGAAGUCCAGCAAUGGCCCAGCGGUCGAUGGGAGUGGGAGACCGACACCAACCAACUCUGCCACUCCCCUAUCGAGACAAUAGGACCAUGGCGGUUCCAUACGUACACUCCAACGGAUAUCCAGCUGGCUGUCGCGGCCCUGCAAGAACUCCUGGAUGCGAUCGAGGCUCGCUUGCCGCCGUCAGCCACCAGCACUGCUGAUGUCACUGCCACUGCUGGCACGAGUGGUAGUAGUACUCUGACAAUGCUCCCCUGGGCAGACCCGAGCGUCCGCGAGGAGGCCCGCAUCCUCCCGAACAGCUUCGCCGGGGCGUUCUGCGACGCCACCGCGACCACCUGCACGACCGCCACCCAUCGAGCCUUCCGGUACUUGGCCCCGGGGAUCCGCCUGCCCACGAUCGCAGAGUUCCGCGCUCAGCCAUUCCGAGACUAUGAGUAUGUACCCUGGUACCUGCGUGAACUGCCCCGUCUCAGACCGAUUCGUCCCACGCUGUUGCUUGUCGCGGACCCCGAAGAUCCAUCAUCAUUAUCAUCCCCACCAAUGGUCGUCCCCGACCCCGGCAUCGAUCUCAAUGACUUUCUGACCUCACGGAGGCGAGUCAGUCUCCCGGUCCCCGCGCGACCGGCGGGGCUUUAUUUAAGCGGUGAUGACCGCGACAACCGCUCCUGGGAGUCGGGGUGCCAUCUGCUCCUGCCUUUCAGCAUUGGGGAGCAGGGCUGGGUGCGCCGCAGCGACGGCACGAUCAUGGGGAGGGAUUACGCGGACGAUCUCGGCCCGAGGCCAGGCAAGACCAACUCGGAACUGUAUCAGUGCGUCGAGAAUGGAUGUGCUCCCCACCGCCAUGUUUCCAUUCACCAGGUGCUGCGGAAUUGGGCGGAGCGGGUGCGGGAGGGGGACUGGGACGUGGAUGAGGACGGGGUGUCGGGGGGGAUUGGGAAGUGGAGGGAGGCGGAUACGGAGGAGAUGUGGGAGAAGUACCGCGUGCCGUUGGAGAUCUAG
Aspergillus aculeatinus CBS 121060 is the source of this 1515-nucleotide messenger RNA. RefSeq lists its product as uncharacterized. The coding region runs from base 7 to 1515 and encodes 502 amino acids. NCBI's taxonomy places the organism in Eukaryota, Fungi, Ascomycota, Eurotiomycetes, Eurotiales, Aspergillaceae. The record is from RefSeq and is a predicted model, not a curated record. The transcript has 2 exons.